Messenger RNA from Petromyzon marinus (sea lamprey), 3561 nucleotides. The record is from RefSeq and is a predicted model, not a curated record. Lineage: Eukaryota; Metazoa; Chordata; Hyperoartia; Petromyzontiformes; Petromyzontidae.
CUAGACAGAGACACGCUGGACAGACAGGGACACGCUAGACAGACAGAGACACGCUGGACAGACAGAGACACGCUGGACAGACAGGGACACGCUGGACAGACAGAGACACGCUAGACAGACAGGGACACGCUAAACAGACAGGGACACGCUAGACAGAGACACGCUGGACAGACAGGGACACGCUAGACAGACAGGGACACGCUAAACAGACAGGGACACGCUAGACAGACAGGGACACGCUAGACAGACAGAGACACGCUGGACAGACAGGGACACGCUGGACAGACAGGGACACGCUAAACAGACAGGGACACGCUGGACAGACAGAGACACGCUAGACAGACAGGGACACGCUGGACAGACAGGGACACGCUAGACAGACAGAGACACGCUGGACAGACAGGGACACGCUGGACAAACAGGGACACGCUGGACAGACAGAGACAGGCUAAACAGACAAGGACACGCUGGACAGACAGGGACACGCUAAACAGACAAGGACACGCUAGACAGACAGAGACACGCUGGACAGACAGGGACACGCUGGACAGACAGGGACACGCUGGACAGACAGAGACACGCCGUACAGGGGAGGUGAAACAGACGAACGGCAAGACGAGACGGAAGCGAAGCAAAGUUUAAGAUCGGGAGUAGUUGGCAUAGCUCUGAGUCACAAAGCAAGAACGGUCACAGAAUGAACGCGUCUCGGGUUCACACUUGAGACGAACGUCGUCUCGAAGCUCUUUCCGAAGUGACUUGAGAGAGCCCUGCCUUGAUUUAUGUACAGAUGUCAGGCUCGAGAGCUUGUCCAGACACACAGCCCGGCGACUGUUCAGAGCGCGACGACCGUGAGACGCAAGAGAAGAGGCCGCUUCUUCUGAAUGCGGUAGACGGAGCGCGCCUGCCGUCGGAGCGAGCCGACGAUGGCGCGGACGAGGCCGGCUCCCCGGGAGGGGAGAGCUCUGAGUUCGUGCGCACGCCCGGCGAGGAGCGGGGGCAGGGCACCGCCACCGCCGCUGCUGACGAUGAGCGGGGAGGAGAGCGCAAGUCGGAGCCCGCUCCUGAGCUCAAUGGAGAAGCCGGCGACGGGGGGGCCUUGCCGGCGAGCCUGGGGAGCGUGGAGGGCGGCGGCGGCGGCGGCGGCGGCGACGGGACGGUGGUGACCGUCCCCCCGAGAGCGUCAGGACGGCCGAAUCCGUGCGGAGGGGGAGCGGACGACGGAGCGGGGGGGAGCGAGGCGGAGGCGCCGUCCGCCCCCACGGAGGAGCGCAUCGCCGGCGAGCAGCGCGGCGCCGGCCUGCCGGGCGGCCGCAAGAAGACAAGGAAGACGACAGCGGUGGCGGCCAACGGCAAGAAGAGGAAGCCGAGCGGCAAGAGCAUCGCCUCGGCCUCGCAGAUCCCGGUGGAGGCGGCUGACGGCUGCUGCAUCAGCUGCGUGCUCGCGUGCCUCUUCUGCGAGUUCCUCAGCAUGUGCAACGCGCUGCUCAGCUGCGGCGAGUGCGAAGAGUGCUGCUGCUGCUGCUGCGCGCAGGCGUGCGGCGCGGACGCCUGCUGCGCCGGCGAGGACGGCCAAGCGUGCUGCUGCUGCGACUGCGAGCUGGCGGCCGCCUGCUGCGAGAACGACGAGUGCCUGGAGGUCUGCUGCGGGUUCUGCGCCGGCUGAGCCGCAGACCCCACCCGCCACGAUGGAACGAACGGAACGCUAGCUCCGUCAUGGCUCCAUCGCUGCGACGCACCGUCAUCGGUCCAUCAUCGCUGCAUCAUCACUGCAACCCUCUGUCAUCGCUCCAUCGCCGCUCCAUCAUUGCUGCACCGCACCAUCUUCACUGCAUCAUCGCUCCAUCGCUGGAGCGCCCACAUGGGCACCCUUAAAAUUCAGAUCCAGUCGCAAAACGAAACAAACGAGUAUGCCAGAGGAGAUUUGUUGUCUUGCGUUGUGUCUCCCUUUAAAAUCAUCUCACGAAGAGCUGCUAUCGGGGCUCGUGAUCUCAACGACAGCUCUAUUGGUGCAGUAGUGCCAAUGAGCUCUAUUGAAACCACGAUCUCAAUGAGAGCUCCAUCAAGGCAGGAUUCUCUAUGUGCUGUAUUGAGACAAUCUCAAUUUAGAGCUCUUGAAACCACAAUCUCAACGAGGGCUCUAUUGAGGCCACAGCCUCAAUUUCUCUCCGAUCCGUGGACAGUCCCAAAGGUUGCACUGCCCACUUUGUCGUCGUUGCGCUCGACAGCCCCGAAGUUUUCCUCCGCGGCCUUGGCCGCUGCUUCGGUCGCGAAACGUCGGACGCGACGACGAACGGCACGCGGCACGGCUCACGAACACGGCGGGAGAGCCGUGCCGGUGGCGUCGCCUCCACCGCCCGCUCGCCCUUCCUCGCACCAGACACUCGGGGACUGAUGCGACGAUGACUGGAAGAACCCCCGUGUCUGUCGAGGGCCCGUCCCUGGGACGUCGCUGCGCCUGUCCAGGUGUUUAACGUCGAUGUUCUGCUUUCGUUUUUGACUCUGCUCGCUCGCUCGCUCGGGGGGCUGACUUGCCACGCGCGCUCGCAGUGCCGCUAGCGUGGACGCAGGCUUGGUAGACCGUGUAGAGAUGGAGACUCUGUGAGGCGUCCGUCUGCAGGGUGACGAGGUCGUGCGUGCUCGAGGCAGUGCAGCAAGUAGGUCGCUUGCCCGACCUUCUGAUCUCCGAGCCGCGUCCACGUGCGUGCAUUGUGUUUCUUUGGCCAUACUGAGAGCCCAUUUAACGUUUUAUAAUUUUAAGGAUUACAUUUUAGUUUGUACUUUGCACUCGCGAUUUCUACAUUAAAAAGGCGUUUUUACAUAGGAAUGCCUUGCUGAGUCUUAAGACUCAAUUUCAGGAGGGUCCUGCCCGGGGCAUAUUUAUGGCCAAUUCUGCAGGACUUCUCUCCCAUGUAUGGCUAUGAGAUGACCAGCAGGUGGUAGUAGAGCAAGUAGGCUGAUUGUCAUCCUGGACUGGUUCUGAGCAGUGCUGCUGAGACGAGGGUGUUCUCCAGGUACUGUUUAUUCAUGGUGACGUUGUUUGGGUUAGAUCGCGUAAAUGUAACUGCGUCGUACACCCAACGCCACCCGGCACGGCCUAUCGGUAAGGUUUGUCACGUGAACAAAACGUGCCAAUUGGUUACUACUUCAGCACCCCACACGGUUGUGCCUUAACAAACCCACAACAUCUACAAACGAGUACGACGUUUCGCUGGCGAUGGCCAGAGUUCAUCGUGAAUAAUUGGCCACGAAAGCCGACGUGUUGAAAAUGUUUCGGUUUAAUUAAACACGUUGAGUUUUGAUCCAAACAAGCAAGUCCUUGCGGGGCAGAGUCUCAGGACUAUUUCUCAAGGCAGGCCACGCUUUGCCACGCCUGUCGGCUCUCCGUUUGGUUGGCCGUGUGGGAAGGAGCCAGCGCACCCGCGGCAAAUCCUGAGUCUACACUGAUAGGGUGACCUGCUUUCUGUACUGCCGCCUUACACGUUUGUUCCACCAAAGAUGCUUCUUUUCAAUAAAUAUAUAAAUGUGCGUAUUUCUUUAGGACUCGUUCCAAAUUAUAUUACA